Molecule: messenger RNA, 1251 nt
Organism: Drosophila guanche
Lineage: Eukaryota; Metazoa; Arthropoda; Insecta; Diptera; Drosophilidae
Exons: 3
Coding region: 321-947 (208 amino acids)
Source: RefSeq, a predicted model, not a curated record
AAAGCAAGCGCUCGCUCAGUCUGCGAUACAAACUUGAACCUGAAAGAUCGAUUCAACGGGCACACCGAACCCACUGCGAGAGUGCCAGAGCCAAGAGCCCGCGUACGCGUUCACUCUACAGUCCCCCCCCAUUCCAAGCCGGUGAAUUCUCAGUGAAGUGAACAGAACGGUUGAUUUAUGGAAAUAUAUUGAUAGCAACUCAACGCAAUUGAAUUAAAUAAAACUCAACAAGUGUGUGAAGCGAAAAUAAACAGUAUCCAUUCAGAAAUAUACGUACAAACAUAUGUACAUAGAUAUACGAGUAUCUGAACAACGUCGCCAUGGAAUAUCACCGACGAGCAGAUGCCCAGACAAUGCUGCUAAUUAUGAUAGUUAUCUUCGCCUGCUCGCCCACAGCGCACGCACAGUCGUAUCUGAUUACCCUGGAGAACGUUCUCAACGAGUCCCCACAGUCCCCACAGCCCCCACAGCUGCCAAACAACCUGACGACAGCGAACAGCACCACGGAUGUGGAUCCAUUUGCCAACAGCACUCGCAUAAUUGUCUACAAAAAUACUGUCGUGGAGCCAACAAACGAAUUGUCACAGACGGCCAUGGAUGUGAUCACGAUCGUGUGGUAUGUGGCCACUUUUUUGGCCCUGGCGGCUUUCUUCAUGCUGAUGGCCUGCUCGGAUCGCAGGUGUCGCGACAUGAGGCGCCACCAUUCGGGUGCGGGAGCGCAGAGCGAAGGCGUUAGAGCGCCGCCCACGCCCUCACCGUCGUACAGCGAGUUUGCACCGCCCAGCUACGAUACGGUGAUCAAGAUGCAGCAUGCAGCCAAGACCAGUGUCUUUGUGAUACCCUUCAACAAGGCCAGCGAACCAGGAGGAGGCACUACCGCGCCGACAUCCCCACCAGUCACGUGCAAUAUUUAUACAGUCAACGAGGUGCAAAAAUCGGGGAAUUAACAGAUAGGUCGGAGACCCCGAGCGACUGUUUGCCGCGUGAACUCUGAGAGCCAAGCCCUGCUCCGCUUCUGUGAUAUUUGCUGUGACUCCCACCCAGACGAGUGGGGUGGGGCAGCGGGAGACGUUUGUGGUAUGAACUACAUAAAGAUAGGAACAAUAUUAGAUUUAAGAACCUGCAGAAGACUGACAACGAAAGAUAUCUACAUAUGCAAAUGUAUUUACCAUAAGAAAUGCCAGUUCAACUGAAACUAGAUGACUAAGCAAUCAAAUAUAAUAAACCCACAAAAUAUUAAGUAACUCAGAA